CACAUCCAUCUCAUCAACCUUUCAUUCCUUCAAGGUUCAUUUGCUAGACGCAGCACGCUCUUGACGAGUUCUCUCAUUCAUUAUUCAUAUCAAAUUAUCAAAUUCAUUUUCAUAUUCAUCCUCACAUUCAUAUUUACCUUCAAAUCUACAUCAAUAUGUUUACCCUUCCUUUGAUUAUAGUCGCCGGCGGCUUAUUCACUCUCUCUUUCGGAGCUCCUCUUCCUGGAAAUACAGAAAGAGACUCAUUCGUUCAUUCUAUUCAAGAGCGUGCAGCAAAUUCAUACACGGUAUAUUCCGGUAAUGGAGAUGCCAAUGUAGGAUGGCCUACACAAAGUGAAUGGAUUUCAAGCUAUGAUGAUAUGUAUGUACCUACUAAUCACCCCUCAUCUCUCAAAUUACUAACAAUCUUCCAGGUUCGACAUGCAAAAUAGUGUAUUGAAAGCUUCAUGCACUCAAUUCGGUGAAGCUAACAAUUCCGAUGACGAGAUCUCAGAUCUUAAAUCUGCCAUCUCAGAAGUUGCUAGUACUACCGGCAUUGAUAGUCGUUUUAUCCUUGCCAUAGUAAUGCAAGAGUCUAACGGUUGUGUCCGCGCUCCAACUACUGUUUAUUCCAUCUCCAACCCAGGUCUCAUGCAAUCUCACGAGGGAUCUGGAUCCUGUAAUUCAGGAAGCUCUGUUCAAAAUCCUUGUCCCAAGAGCGAAAUGGUUCAAAUGGUUACUGAUGGUACAGCUGGUACAUCAUCAGGUGAUGGACUCAAACAAUGUCUUGCCGAAACUGGAGUUACAGAUGUCAGCAUGUAUUACAAGGCGGCCAGAAUCUACAAUUCCGGCUCUAUUGCCUCGGGUGGAAAUCUCGGGAAUGGAGUUGCUACCCAUUGUUAUGCCACUGAUGUUGCAAAUCGUCUCACAGGAUGGUAUACAGGAACUAGUUCUUGCAACUCAGCUACUAUUGGUUCACUUACAGGUUCAGCUGCAUCUGCUGGUUCUAGUGCUAUUAGUUCUGAAAUAGCUAGUGCCAGUUCAGUUAUUAGCUCUAUUGUCUCUUCGGUGGCUUCUGAAGUUACUUCAGCUUAUUCGGUACCAACUUCAGCUUAUUCGGUACCAACUUCAGCUUAUUCGGUACCAACUUCUAUCUCGGUCAGACCUUUCUUCACAUCAGUUGUUUCAGCUGCUUCAGCUGCUGCAUCCAACACUGGUGGCAUAUUCGCACAAGUCGGUGCUUCUUCCUCUAGUUCAUCCGCAGCACCAACCUCCGUAUCAUCAGCUGUGUCUGUCCCUACAGCUGCUUCCUCAUCUAUCGUUGAAUCAACCUCCGCUUCAUCAGCUAUAUCUAUCCCAACAGCUGCUUCCUCAUCUAUCGCUGAAUCAACCUCCGUAACAUCAUCUACACCCAUCGCAAAAGCAACCCCUUCCUCCACCUCAAUCGCCUCUAUAAUCCCCACCCCCACCCUCCCCACAACCGUCACAACCGCCACCUCAUCCCCCACCACCAGCAUCACCUACCCCUCCGCCUCCUCCCCCUCCUCACAAAACACAACCUACACCCCGGGAAGCACCUGCACCACCCCGGGUCAAUGGAACUGCAUCGACGGAACAUCUUUCCAACAAUGUUCAUCAGGAACUUGGUCAAGCGUAGGAGGACUCGCUGCAGGAACAGCAUGCAAAGUCGGAAAAGGAAAAUUAAUUGAUAUUUUCGCUACUGAUGAUAGUGAAAGUAAACAUAAGAGACAUGUUGAUGCUGGGAAGAGGGGUUUGAAACAUGCUCAUUUACAUGUUUUGAAGAGGGGUUUGAGGAGUUCUUGAUUGGGGGGUUGUGGAUUAGUUUAGUGUUAGGGUUAGUUUUUUGGGAGGGGUUUUGGGAGGGAAGGGAAAAGGGGAAUAGGAAUUGGAGUCUGAGUUUAAAUUUUUGAUAUCUUCACCCUUUGGUUUUGUUUUCUGUGGGGUGCUUUUGUCUUUGUGUUUCCUCUUUCUCUUUUUCUUCUUAGGUGGAUAGUUUACAAAUUUUGGGAUUUUGGAAACUUGGAAACUUGGAAAUUUACAUGCAGAUUCGUUAGCAGAACGGGACGGAAUGCAACGGAAGCAACAGGAGGAAAAAGAUAGGAUUAGAAGAAGUAGAAACCUGGUGUUUCUUCUUCUUGCUUGUUUCUUGAUAAGGUCAUGAGUUUAUGAAUAUAUGAAUAUAUGGAUGGAUAUAAGGCGGUAUAUUGUAUUGUGAUAUAAAUGUAGAGGGAGGAAGGCGGGGAGGGAGGAAAAUAUAUACUAUAGUAGAGUAUAGUAUAUUAUAAGUAGGAGUAUAAAUAAAA
This is a messenger RNA of Sclerotinia trifoliorum, 2303 nucleotides long. The record is from the annotation of a GenBank genome assembly. Lineage: Eukaryota; Fungi; Ascomycota; Leotiomycetes; Helotiales; Sclerotiniaceae.